This is a messenger RNA of Malania oleifera, 1234 nucleotides long. Its product is annotated as transcription factor bHLH30-like. The record is from RefSeq and is a predicted model, not a curated record. Gene Ontology annotation, biological process: regulation of DNA-templated transcription. The coding region runs from base 221 to 916 and encodes 231 amino acids. The transcript is spliced from 3 exons. NCBI's taxonomy places the organism in Eukaryota, Viridiplantae, Streptophyta, Magnoliopsida, Santalales, Ximeniaceae. Gene Ontology annotation, molecular function: protein dimerization activity; DNA-binding transcription factor activity.
ACUCAUUGGAAAUUUUCAUCUAUGGAAGAUUGAUCAAAACGGAGAAGGGUCUUGGAACGUUGGUUUUGCUUGUGUCUUUGAGAUAAUCUCGAGUUCAAAACAAAAAUCUCUACUCAGUUUGGAUUGAUCUCUGCUGCCCAUUUCUUAUUUUUCAAAUUUUCUCGCUGGUAGGGAUUGAACAAUUAACGAUCGAGCGAGAAGAACAGCUGAAAAAAUUAAAAUGCAUCCCAUUUCGAGUUUCUAUUCGAACCAGCAGAGUAUAUGUCUCCAGGGACUGAUCAGUUCGACAGCGGAGACGAUCACCGGCGGAAAUUCGAUGACUCCGACGACAUCGACGGCGGAGGAGAAGGCAAUCGCGGCCUGCAAGAGCCACAGCGAGGCCGAGAGGCGGCGCCGGAAGCGCAUCAACGGCCACCUCGCCACCCUUCGCACCCUCCUUCCUAACACAAUCAAAACGGACAAGGCGUCGCUGCUGGGGGAGGUGGUGCGGCGGGUGAGGGAGCUGAAGACGGCGGUGGCGGAGAUGGCGACGAGCGAGAGGAGCGUGUUUCCGGGGGAGGCGGACGAGGUGGGGGUGGAGUAUUGCGAGGAGGGCGGCGGCGGCGGCGGCGGUGGGGCGGCCGUGAAGGCGAGCUUGUGCUGCGAGGACAGGGCUGGGCUGGUGGCGGAUCUCACGAGGGCGCUGCGGACGGUGCGGGGGAAGGUGGUGAGGGCAGAGAUGGCCACCGUCGGAGGGAGGACCAAGAGCGUGGUGUGGCUGCAAGGCCUCGCCGGCGCCGCCUCUGCCGGCGGUGAGAAGGAAGGGAUAGAGACACUGCGAAGGGCGUUGAAGGUGGUUAUAGACAAACCGGCUUUGUCGUGUGGGUCGGGCCAGACUUUGCCGGGGAAUAAGCGGCCGCGCGUUGGACCAUCUUAGGGUUUUUUUUUUUUUUUUGGCAUUUUUAGGACUGCCCCUCCUACUCUCUUAGGGCUUUUUUUUUGAAAAAAACAAGAAGAAUUUAGAAGGUAGGGAGUAAUGUUGUGGUUUUUUUUCAUAUGGUUUUUUUUUUUUUUCUGAAAUGGAGUUGAAAUUGAAGAGGGUGGUUUUGUAUUUAGGUGGUGAAGUAGGUACUUGAGCUUAGGUUGUUAGGGUGAAAAAUGGGACAUGUUUAAACUUUGUAGCAAAAGAGAAUGUACUUUGCUAUUAGUUUAAUUAGUAUGUACAAACUUUUAUUUAUUUAGAAAGAUUCUGUUU